GUGGGCAGGGGACGGAAACGAAUGAGUCUCCGCCUACUUCCAUGGUUUGUGGCGGUUGCUUGGUAACUGGUCACAGCGGCUAGAGGAUACAGGAAAAGGGGCCUCUAUUCCGGCGCGCGCGGCUCGCGGGCAGUCCAAGCCUCUCGCGCCUCCAUGUCGUACUCGCACCCUCCCAGGCGCACGGGGCUGCCGCGCGCCGUGCUGAGGUGGCUGCAGAGCCUGGACCUGAGCUUCUUCCCCAGGAACUUCCGACGGGACUUCUCCAACGGCUACCUCAUCGCCGAGAUCUUCUCCUGGUACUACCCCGGGGACAUCCACAGCCACGGCUACGAGAACGGCGCCUCGCUGGCCACCAAGCUCAGCAACUGGUCCCAGCUCGCCCAGUUUUUUUCCAAAAGAAACUUGAAGCCUGUCCAAGAACUAAUAGAUGGGACAAUUCACUGUAAACCAGGAGCAGCAGAAAUGUUGGUACAAGACAUCUACUCAAUGCUGACAAAUGGACGAAUUAAAAAUAUUCAGGAUGAGGUUGACUUUACAGACCACUAUUAUCAGGAGCAGUUACCGAUGGUCGCCAGGUCAACAGCUUCAAAGGCUAUCAAGAAUAACAUUAAGCUAACAGAAAUAAUGAUAGAGCCCAACAUUAACAAAAAUAGACAAAAGGUUAAUGCCAUCAUCAAUAUGCAUAUGCAACAGAGACUGGUAGAGAGGGAAGAGAACCCAAAGCGGUUUAACAUUAAACCAAGCUUGGCAGAACGUGCAGUUCGUCAUCCGGUUGCUGUAGGUCCCUCUGGGAGUGCGAUUAACAUCCAGAGAGAGAAACUUUCUUUUAUAUCAAACCUAGGGCUCCCAGAAAUCAGAGGCAAAACUGGUGUUCAGUUUAAAGAAAUCCAGGUGAAACAGGCUGACAGAGGAUCUUUUACUGUGGAUGUAUAUGUGCGGCAGCUCCAAGCACCUAGCCAAAAGGAUUCUAACUGAACACUGGAAAAGAAAGUAUUGGAGAGACCUCAACUUUGAAAAUGUACAAGAUCAACUUUAUCUCUCUAUAAUCCUUUGACCAUAUCCAUUGGGAGAGAAUUGCCUGAUUGGUUUCAGAGUCUGUUAAAUCAGAGCAUUAUUUUCUUCUAGUAGAUGCCAAAACAAAAUACAUAUUGGAAAUCUGAUGUUUGGAAGUGUGACAAGCUAAAUCAUCACUAAACAAAGCAGUAUCUAAAAUAUACAUCACUGUAGUUUCCCCAUAGUUAGACAGCUUCCUUCAGUGAUUUGGUACCACAGUUGCUUUUACAGCUCAACCUCCUCCGAGACUUGAUUACUUGCUAGAUUGAGUUGUUUUUAAUAUUUCAAGUUCUUUGUCAGUGAAAUUUUCCAAUUUACAGAUUGUAGUGGUGCAAGAUGAGUAAUAAUGAUGUGUAGUCAAACUUUUUGCACAUUGUGACUUGAUGAGUUGAAUAAAUUUGACAGUUGUACUUUG
This is a messenger RNA of Mauremys mutica (yellowpond turtle), 1468 nucleotides long. RefSeq names its product spermatogenesis associated 4 (gene SPATA4). Gene Ontology annotation, molecular function: microtubule binding. Gene Ontology annotation, cellular component: axoneme. The transcript has 6 exons. Bases 154 to 975 code for a protein of 273 amino acids. Lineage: Eukaryota; Metazoa; Chordata; Testudines; Geoemydidae. The record is from RefSeq and is a predicted model, not a curated record. Gene Ontology annotation, biological process: regulation of cytoskeleton organization; negative regulation of execution phase of apoptosis.